Messenger RNA from Coregonus clupeaformis (lake whitefish), 345 nucleotides. Its product is annotated as P2Y purinoceptor 4-like. Gene Ontology annotation, cellular component: plasma membrane. Bases 1 to 345 code for a protein of 114 amino acids. The transcript is spliced from 2 exons. Gene Ontology annotation, biological process: G protein-coupled receptor signaling pathway. Lineage: Eukaryota; Metazoa; Chordata; Actinopteri; Salmoniformes; Salmonidae. Gene Ontology annotation, molecular function: G protein-coupled receptor activity. The record is from RefSeq and is a predicted model, not a curated record.
AUGGGAAUAAUAACUUCACCUUGUGUCUCGGACUCUUAUAAGAGGAUCCUGCUCCCGCUGACCUACAGCCUGGUGUUUGUUGUGGGUCUGACCCUGAAUGGAGCACUGCUGUGGGUGGUGUGCUUCCGGACCCGGACCUGGAUCUGCUCAGUCAUCUACCUGACCGUGGCUGACCUGCUGUACGUGCUGUCCUUGCCGCUCCUCAUCGUCAGCUACGCCAUGGACGACGUACGGCCCUUCGGCGACAUCAUCUGCAAAGCCAUCAGAUUCUUCUUCUAUACGUACCUCCACUGCAGCAUGAUGUUCCUCAUAUGCAUCAGCAUUCACCGGUUCCUCGAUCAAUAG